Sphenostylis stenocarpa is the source of this 2370-nucleotide messenger RNA. Lineage: Eukaryota; Viridiplantae; Streptophyta; Magnoliopsida; Fabales; Fabaceae. The record is from the annotation of a GenBank genome assembly.
AUGACAAAAUCUACAAAACCUAUUCCCAAUUCCAUACCAAUCAAAGGCUUGGAAAUGCAUAAGGAAACUGAGGAUGGCUAUGCUUACCUUUCUAACUUACUUCAAGAGUUCACCAGUAUUCCUAACAUUGACAAGGCAUGGCUGUUUAGCUCUCCAGGCUUGCAUUUGCAGGGAAUGUUUGCUGUUUCCCAACCAGAUCUUUUAACAAACACGAGGAGGACAUCCAUCAUGUCAUGUAACAUUCUAAAAGAAAGUGACAGUUCUGUGAAGUUUUUCUGGGCUCCGUUUCCAAUAGAGAUGUCUGGCAUGUCUCUGAUUGUUCCAUCACCUUCUGGCUCAAAGCUCUUAGUGAUUCGAAAUCCAGAGAAUGAAGGUCCUUGUUGCUUUCAGAUUUGGAGCUCGUCUCGAAUGGACAAAGAGUUCCAUAUUCCUCCAUCACUGCAUGGCUCAGUAUACAAUGAUGGAUGGUUCGAGGGUGUCUCGUGGAACAUGAAUGAAACAUCUAUAGCAUAUGUAGCAGAAGAGCCCUCUCCUGCAAAGCCCACAUUUAAUGGUUUGGGGGACUACAAGAUAGGUGGUUGUGCAGAUAAGGAUUCAGGUUAUUGGAAAAGUCAAGGGGACUGGGAGGAGGACUGGGGAGAGACAUAUGCUGGAAAGAGACAGCCUGCACUAUUUGUGAUCAACAUUAACAGCGGAGAGGUACAAGAAGUCAAAGGAAUUGACAAAUCUUUGAGUAUUGGCCAAGUUGUGUGGGCUCCAUUUACUGAAGGCUCAGAACAAUACCUUGUUUUUGUUGGAUGGUCAUCCAAGCCAAGAAAGCUUGGCAUUAAGUACUGCUCUAACAGACCUUGUGCAUUAUAUGCUGUUCGACUAAGAUCACGGCAUCAUGGUUCGAAAUCCAAUGAAACAGUGCUCCAGUCAGCUCAAGAAUUUCAUGUACUGAACCUUACUCAAACUAUUAGCAGUGCCUUCUUUCCACGUUUCAGUCCAGAUGGAAAGUUUCUUGUAUUUUUAUCUGCAAGAAGUGCUGUGGACUCUGGAGUGCACAAUGCAACAAAUUCACUUCACAGAAUUGAUUGGCCAACUGAUAUAAAGCUGUUCCAAUCUUCCAAAAUUUAUGACAUUAUUCCUGUUGUGAUGUGUGCUGAAGAUGGUUGCUUUCCUGGGCUUUAUUGUACCACGAUCCAUAAUAAUCCUUGGUUAUUUGACAACUGCACCAUGAUUAUAUCAUCUACCUGGCACAGCAGUGAAGUUCUGCUCUCCGUGAAUGUGGUGAGCGGGGAAAUUUUACAAAUCAGCCCAGCAGAUUCAAAUUUCUCGUGGAAUCUUCUUACAAUGGAUGCAAAUAAUAUUAUUGCGGUUUCCAGCAGUCCAGUUGAUGUUCCUCAAAUCAAGUAUGGAAUGGCCAUUAAGAAUGUGACAAGCAAUAAUACUACAUGGAGUUGGUCAACUAUAUCCAGUCCCAUAUUCAGAUGCUCUGACAAGGUUAGAUCUUUGCUGUCUUCUCUCCAGUGUAGUAUACUGAGAAUCCCAGUCAAGAAUGCUCAUGAUGGUCAAACAAAAGGUGCUACAAAACCUUUUGAAGCCAUAUUUGUGUCAUCUAAAACCAAUAACAAGGAUGAAUUUGAUCCAUUAAUUGUGAUCCUUCAUGGAGGGCCCCAAGACGUGUCUUUGUCAUACUUUUCUAAGUAUUUGGCUUUUCUAUCUUCAGUUGGAUACAGCUUGCUGAUUGUAAAUUACAGAGGUUCAUUAGGAUUUGGUGAGGAAGCAUUGCAAUCUCUUCCAGGGAAUGUUGGGUCUCAGGAUGUCAAUGAUGUUCUCUCUGCCAUGGAUCAUGUCAUCAAUCUGGGUCUUGCCAGUCCAUCUAAGAUUACAGUAAUGGGCAUUUCGCAUGGUGGUUUUCUGACAACUCAGUUGAUUGGCCAGGCACCAGACAGGUUUCUAGCAGCAGCUGCAAUCAAUCCUGUUUGUAACCUUGCACUGAUGAGUGGAACAACAGACAUCCCUAAUUGGUGUUAUGUGGAAGCUUGUGGAACCUCUGCCAGAAAUUGCUUUACUGAACCACCUUCCGCAGAGGAUUUGACUCUAUUGUAUAGAAAGUCUCCUAUUUCACACGUCUCAAAGGUAAAAGCACCAACACUAUUCCUAUUAGGUGCUCAAGAUGUUCGAGUUCCAAAUUAUGAUGGAUUGCAAUAUGCUCGGGCUUUGAAGGAGAAAGGAGUAGAUGUAAAAAUCAUAAUGUUUCAAAAUGAUGUUCAUGCACUCAAAAGGCCACAAUCUGACUUGGAAUGUUUCCUUAACAUUGGGGUGUGGUUCAAUAAGUACUGUAAAUACGAGGCAAAGGAGUCACAAGAUUUCCUGAACACGUAA